Molecule: messenger RNA, 918 nt
Organism: Penicillium macrosclerotiorum
Lineage: Eukaryota; Fungi; Ascomycota; Eurotiomycetes; Eurotiales; Aspergillaceae
Exons: 5
Coding region: 1-918 (305 amino acids)
Biological process (GO): mitochondrial L-ornithine transmembrane transport
Molecular function (GO): L-ornithine transmembrane transporter activity
Source: RefSeq, a predicted model, not a curated record
AUGGAUACUCACGAAGCCCUUGAGGAUCUUGAGAAGGGCGGUGGUGCUUUGCGCACCGUCAAGGAUUUGGCGGCGGGCGCCGCCGGUGGAAUUGCCCAGGUUCUUUUGGGACAGCCGUUUGAUAUCGUCAAGGUCCGCCUCCAGACUACCUCGCAGUACAAAGGUGCUCUGGACUGCGCCACCCAGAUCUUCAAGAAAGAAGGUCCGGCGGCUUUUUACAAAGGAACUUUGACCCCUCUUAUUGGAAUUGGUGCCUGUGUUAGCGUCCAGUUCGGCGCAUUCCACGAGGCACGCCGUCGCCUCGAGGAGUUGAACAAGAAGAAGUAUGCCGACAGCUCGCUCUCUUAUGGCCAAUACUACCUAGCCGGUUCGUUCGCCGGUAUCACCAACACGGUGCUGUCCAGCCCGAUCGAGCACAUCCGUAUCCGUCUGCAGGCGCAGCCACACGGCGCUGGCCGCCUGUACGCGGGCCCUAUUGACUGUAUCCAGAAGCUCUCUGCACAGGGUGGUAUCCUCGGCGGCGUGUAUCGUGGUACCACUGUCACACUGCUGCGUGAGGCCCAGGCCUACGGUUCAUGGUUUAUGGCUUUCGAGUUCAUGAUGAACCAGGAUGCCAAGCGCAACAACAUCAAGCGCGAGGAUAUUUCCGCAGUGAAGGUGGCCACUUACGGUGGUCUGGCCGGUGAGGCUCUGUGGCUGUCCAGCUACCCCUUCGAUGUCGUGAAGAGUAAGAUGCAGACGGAUGGAUUCGGUGCCAACCAGAAGUUCGCCAACAUGCGCGACUGCUUUAAGAAGACUUAUGCUAUGGAGGGUCUCGGUGGAUUCUGGAAGGGCAUCGGCCCUACCCUGCUGAGAGCUAUGCCUGUCUCGGCGGGUACCUUUGUUGUUGUCGAACUUGCGAUGAAGGCCCUUGCAUAG